This is a messenger RNA of Thamnophis sirtalis, 987 nucleotides long. The record is from RefSeq and is a predicted model, not a curated record. Lineage: Eukaryota; Metazoa; Chordata; Lepidosauria; Squamata; Natricidae.
AUGGCGGCCGCUGAGGCGGCUGAGGCGACUUUUCGUCGUCGCCGGGCUUCUUCCCGAACCCGCCAAGCCGUCCUUUGGACCCGGGCUCGGAGCCUUUGCCGUCGGCUCCGGGCUCUGCAAGGCCAGCAGGUGGAACGGCAUGUCCGUCAGCAGCUGAACGGCUUGGUGGGCCGAAGCCGGGCGCGGCCUGGUCGGAGCGGCGGCGGGGCCGAGCUGAGGCGGCUGGCGGCCGAGGCUCAAGCCCGGCUCCGGGCGGCCCAGCGGGGCUGCGACUCGGACGCCACGGAGAGCGCCUCGGCCGCCUCUUCUUCCUCCUCCUCCUCCUCGUCUUCCUCCUCGUCCUCGUCCUCUUCUUCGUCUGGCUCCUCCUUCGGGAACUCCUCGUCCUCCUCCUCCUCGUCGUCCCCCUCUUCCUCAGACAGCGAGGGCCCCGAGCCGGGCCCCGGACUCCGAUGCAACGCCGGGGUGGGGCGCCGGCUGGCACAGCGCCAGUGGGCGAUUGAGAGAGCGGCCAUCAUCUGUCGCUGGACAUGGCUACAAGCUCAAGUGUUGGACCUGGAGUAUCGGAUAAGGCAGCAGACCGAUGUUUACAAGCAGCUCCGUGCCAACAAGGGCCCAGUUAUCCUGGGCAGCCUCCAGCAGGAAGAUGGGCUGAAGCCGCCGAGCCGCCUGGCCCCCCCUGCAGGGGUGAUGAAUUCCAGGAAAACCCCAGCACUGCCUCCCUCCUCUCCCCACCUGAAGGUGCCCGGUGGAAUAUCGCCUUGCAUCCCUUCUUAUCUCCUCCAAAAUGCUGAAAAACAGAAUUCUCACCUCGCCCAAUCUUUAAGGAACCUGGUCUGUCAAAAUCCUUCCUGCACCCCCAUCAACGGGUCUCCGGAGCCCCCCAAAGCUUGCCCAUCCCCCCAUCAAGUCAACGGAAUUAGCAACUGGUGGGUUAUAUAAGAUUUCAGUUGAUAAAAUUUAUAAUGAACAGAUCUUUGUGGUAAU